Molecule: messenger RNA, 3028 nt
Organism: Xyrauchen texanus (razorback sucker)
Lineage: Eukaryota; Metazoa; Chordata; Actinopteri; Cypriniformes; Catostomidae
Product: interleukin-17 receptor D-like
Exons: 12
Coding region: 73-1905 (610 amino acids)
Molecular function (GO): interleukin-17 receptor activity; protein binding
Source: RefSeq, a predicted model, not a curated record
UUCUCCACCCCAUCCGCUUUUACACAACUGGUCUUGGGUUCUUGAAGAGACCUGAGCGAUCAUAUUUACAGGAUGUUGCUUUUUAGGGUAUUGAAGCAAGUUUUCAAGGCAGGAGAAGGGAACAUAAUGUGGUCAUCCACACUGACCCUGGACCUGGUCCUGUUGGGCAGCUUGUGUCUUGGUGUCCAUGUAGAACGAACAUCGUACAGACCUCAGAGCUGCACGAUUGAAUGCAUCCAGCAGGGAGACCCAGAAUGUGAAUACUGCAGAAUCACAGCAGAUGAUGUGCAGUUCUCUCUCAGCAUUCCCUCUAACAGUCCUUAUGGAAGUUGUGUACCUUGGCCUUGUCACUCUUUUCUAGGCCAGGAAACCCCAGAGGUCUGCCAGCAUUAUGUUAAUGCUCCACACAAUAUUAGCAUUGAGUUUGAAGGCAGUGAAGAUCCUCUAUAUGAUGCCAUUACUGUGUCAUGGAGCCCAAGCCAGUUCGGUAUUGCAUUCUUACGUGGAUUUCAAGUAACCCUGCAAGCACUUGGUGGCUCUCAGGUCAUUUGUCAACUCUUUCUCCUUCGUAAUAAUCUGUCUCUCACCCCUGCACAUGCCCAAACGGUUUAUCACUCAGACCUCUUCACACAUCUGUCGUUGGAUACUGAAUAUGUCGUGACUAUCAUGGCAUUGCCUGUACCUGAGCAGUGGGACCGGUUUCAUGAGAAGAAAUUUUUUUUUACACGCUCAUGUCCUGAAAAAAAUGGUCUUGAAGAGUGUAAGGAUGACUGGUAUCCCAGCUACAUUGAGGUACACCAGGAGAACCAGGACAUUCUCGUGACCUUUAACCUAGCACCUGAGAACUUCAAAAUACGGCACUAUUUUUCAUCAUGCUUUGGAGGCGGGCUACGAAAUUACACAACUAUUAAGCCAGAUUUCAGUGUAAACAAGACACAUCACACAUACCGUUUGCAGAAUCUCCAAGCAGGUAUAAACUAUACCUGUGAGAUUGCAGCUGAUGUCCUGGAUGCCGUUAGGAAAACAUUCUUAGUUGUAGUUCAACAUAAUUCUGAAGAGCCAUUAACCUCACACAUCACAGAGAGCGCUUCACUCAUUGUCCUCUUGUCAGUGGGAAUUUUGCUAGCUGCUACUGCGGUGCUCACCUUCACUGUUGUCAUUGAGAAAAGAAAGAAGAAGAAAACAGUCAAGACUAAAUUAAGACCAGAUAUAAUUGAACAGUACUAUGAAAAAAAGAUGGAUGAAGGACAAUGUGUUUUGCUGGACAAUAACACCCGCCCCCCUCGUCUUCUUAUUUGUUACUCUAACAAUGAUGGUCCUGCCCAUGUAAGAGUUGUGUUGCAAUUGGCUGCUUUUUUACAAAAGCACAUGGCUACAGAGGUGCAUUUGGACUUAUGGGAGACCCUUAGCAUUAUGGAGGAGGGCAAUAUUGGGUGGCAUUGCAGGAGAAUGAAGGAGUGUGACUUUGUGCUGGCCAUUUGCUCCAGAGGUCUCCUUCAGAACCAGAAAAACAAGUACGAGGACGAGGAACCCGUGAAGAACCCCACUUUAGCCACCAUUGCCAUAAUCGGAGAGGAGAUGUGCCAUGCCAAAGCCCUGGGUCAGGACCUCUCCAAAUACAUGGCUGCCAUUUUUGAGUACUCACAGGAAUCAGAUAUCCCAGCUAUACUAGGCCUUGCUUCAAGAUACAUGCUGACCAAAGACUUACCUUUGCUCUUCUCCCAUCUUCAUGGAGUGGCUUUGCAGAAGCCUGGAUUUAACCUGCAGGUGGAUAACAUUUCAGAAAGCGGUUUCUCUAAACUCCCAGCUGGGGUGGCACUACAGCUGGCCAUCCAGGAGGCCAAAGCACUUAUCUCCGAUGAGCAGACUGAAGAGGAAUAUGUAGGAAUUCCAAUCAUUUCAUAAGAGUCCCAGCAAGACAAUGCAAUAAAACUGCUUUAGUGUGUGCACUCACACCCAUUACAUGCCCUAGAUGGAACAUACACAAUGGCUUUUAUUCACUAUAAUAAUAUAUAAUAAGAUGUGCCAUACAGGCUUCCUUUUUGGGGUUUUAUCCCCCUGCUGCUUCUGUGUUUGUUAGACUUAUGAUUUAAGCCUGCCAGAUGAAAAUUCAAAAGAGUUGAUUUAAAGGAGGGACCUGAGCCUGGGCUUUUCUGACUUGAGCUACCCAAAACACCCUAGAAACGCCCUAGCAAUCACCUAGAACACCUUAGAAAGUGCAUAGGAGUGGCAUGGCAACCACCCACAACACCUCUGCAUCGUGGAGACAUGUUUUGCACCACUUAAAAUUUCUCAAAUAAAAAGGUAGUUCAGCUUGAGUCUUUAAUCCCUCUUCAGACCGCUGUGAAAAAAACUCAUAUGCGGGAAGCUGAAUUAUUUUGGAAGAUGAUGUGUGAGCAGAAUAUUGUGAAUGUAAAUUAAAUGUCCCACUUGUAAGUGUAUUUAUAAUUGCAUAAAUGUAUGUAAUCUUUUGCUCAUGUAUAUGAAUGUGAAAUGUAAUCAAGUGAAUAUUCACAGUAUUUGCAUGCAUAUCCAUCAGUUUGGCACUAUUGGAGUCUUUUUCUAUUACCACUGCACAACAAAUGCCAAACAUAAUAGUGAAAAUUGUAUUAUAUUAAUUAUUUUUUUAUUUUUUGUGAAAUUUGCCCAAGGCUGACCUGAAGUUUUGCUUUUUUUUUUUUAUUACCAAAUAACCUUUUUUUCUUGAAGUAAUUCCAGUUUCUUGAAAUUAAGUACUUAUGCUGCAGCUAUUUUUGCUUUUGUAUAACAUGAAGGGAAAUGUUGUUUUACUGUUUUUUUUAUUGUACAUUAUUCUUUGUGGCAAUAUACAUCUAAAUGUCUUUGCGUGGUCUUCUGUUAAUUAUAAAUACAACACUCAUUUAGCAAAGAAUAACAAUGAAACCCACCAGUUUCUCAUUCUUAAAUCAGCAUGGUAAAUAUCUUUGUUUCCAGAAUACAAGCUAAAAAAAAAAGUUCUUGCACAUACAGUUUAUUAUUGCAUGAGAUUUUACAAAUAAACUUACAUUUU